GCUUGCGAGGACAAGAACGAACAUUGUAAAUCCUGGGCAUUUAACGGUGAAUGCGGAAAAAAUCCAAAGUACAUGCUGUUCAAUUGCCCCGAAAGUUGCAAAGUCUGUCCAGGUAUGCAUGAUGCUCAAGAAGUGAAAUAGAUUACCCAAAACUUUUUAAGAUUUUGUAAUAAUAGAUCCACGUCAUGCUUUUUUCUCUCUUUUUUAUGCUUACAUUUUCAAUCUGCUGCCAAUUUAUAUACACCAAUGGGCAUUCCCUGAAUUUUCAAUCAUAGUGAUAUUCUUCAAAAAAUGUUCAAGCUCUUCCCCCCUCCCCCCGACUCCUUCCCCGAUGGACACCUCUAUAUAACUGUUAGCUUUCUUUGUAGUCACCAUGACGGUUCAGCAUUAAAUUUGGGUGAUUUGUGUAAAGACUUCAAACAAAGAGACCUUUUGCGUUUAUUAGCGCAUGCCAUAUACCACAAUGGAUGAGUUCUCGUUGAAUUUAAAUGCAAUCCUCUGUGUAGGCCCUCGUAAUUACAGCUCUUUCUCUCACUGAAAUGACUUGCAUGGGAAUUAAUUCACAAGGAACAAGUGGGAAGGCGAGAUUAGGAAAAAAGAAAAGGUCCGGUAGCAUGGGUGACCAGGCAUGAUGAGAUCCUGAUUCAGGGGUAUGUGAUUCAAACAGAAAUGUUAAUGAAAUCUGAUAAGAUUAAGCGAUGCACGUACAUGUAUAUUGCUUUACUUUUUUCCGUCAGCUUGCCAGGAUAAGAACGAACAUUGUAAAUCCUGGGCAUCGAGCGGUGAAUGCCAAAAAAAUCCAGGGUACAUGUUGUUCAAUUGCCCCGAAAGUUGCAAAGUCUGU
Messenger RNA from Pocillopora meandrina, 844 nucleotides. Lineage: Eukaryota; Metazoa; Cnidaria; Anthozoa; Scleractinia; Pocilloporidae. The record is from the annotation of a GenBank genome assembly.